GCAUUUCUAACAAACUAUCGCAACGCUGAACAUGCGACACGCAAUCGGUUCAACUGCUCCGGGAGCCAGACCUCCCACGCGUUCAUACCAACUGCCCUCGGCGCUCGCUCUUAGCUUUGCAAUCCUGACCUUCCCAUCGUCUCAUCCAUGUCCAUUGCCGCACGAUCGCUGCUAACAGGCCUAGUCUUUGGCGUACUUCUUGCUCUUUUGUUGCAACAAUUGACACCCCACAUCCAAGUGCCGGUACAGAUUUCACGUGGGACUCCAACUAGUACUACACCGCUUCUAGACACGGACUCGAUGGCGCAAGUGCUUCGAAAUAUUGCUAGAAAGGUGGUGCGCGGGGCCGGUGGGAAUGGAUCAAACUACAAAAGCACUAUUGCUGCUUCCUCUUCCAUUCUACACUCCAAACCGACUCCCCUUACUUCUUCUGCUUCUUCUUUGAUACCCAGCAAAUUCUUCUCCACCACAUCACCAACCAUGGCUUCUUCGCAGCUCACAAAGUCGGUCAUCGAGGCCAUCAAGGAGCGCCGCACAUACUACCAGCUCAACAAGGAGGCGCCCAUCUCAGACUCCAAUAUCAAGGAGCUCGUCGAGCAGGCCGUUCUCCACGUCCCCUCCUCGUUCAACUCUCAGUCCACUCGCCUCGUUGUCCUGCUCAACAAGGACCACGAGCAGUUCUGGGACUACGUUGUCGACGUCCUGAAGCCUCUCACCCCUGAGGACAAGUUCGACGGCACCAAGCAGAAGAUCAACGGCUUCAAGGCUGCCUAUGGCACUGUCCUUUUCUACGAAGCCCCCGAGCCCGUCGAGAACCUCCGCAAGCAGUUCCCCCUCUACGCACACCACUUUGGCGACUGGUCCGAGCACACCAACGCCAUGCACCAGUACGCGCUGUGGGUUGCGCUCGAGGCUGAGGGGUUCGGCGCCAACUUGCAGCACUACAACCCCAUCAUUGACCAGAAGGCUGCCGAGCACUGGAGCAUUCCUCUUGAGUGGAAGCUCAGGUCCCAGCUUGUCUUUGGUGGCCGCGCGGGCCAGCCAGGCGAGAAGCAGUUCCAGAAGACAUUCGGCGAGAGGCUAUUUGUUCACGGCUCCAAGGAGUAGAAUAUAGAUGGAUGUUGCAUUAGCCAUUAGAUAGCGAAUCGAGCAUUUAAACUCA
Messenger RNA from Macroventuria anomochaeta, 1162 nucleotides. Its product is annotated as Nitroreductase. NCBI's taxonomy places the organism in Eukaryota, Fungi, Ascomycota, Dothideomycetes, Pleosporales, Didymellaceae. The record is from RefSeq and is a predicted model, not a curated record. The coding region runs from base 148 to 1107 and encodes 319 amino acids. Gene Ontology annotation, biological process: cellular response to oxidative stress. The transcript is spliced from 2 exons.